AGCAGUGGAGCGGCCGGGGCGGGGGCUAGGUGUACUGGGGUUCAUCGCCAACCCUAACCCGGUCCAAGGCAAAGGGAUGCCCUGCCUCUGAUGCUCCUCCCACACCCCACAGACAGUCCAAAACUCUUCCCCAUAGGAUUAACUCUCUCCCACUUCGAUCCUCAAUUCAAUUCAGCCCCUACCUUUGAGGGUUUGAACCUCAGAUUUGGAGCCCCAAAUACUGUCUCCCUCCUGACUACUCACUUAUAACCCUAGUCACCCACUUUCAAGUCUGGCCCCGUUCUCAUCUUGAACUUGCAUCCUCAGCCCUGAAAACUCUUUUCUGGCUCCCAACAUCCAUCCAUAGAUACCACCCUAAGGGACCCCUCCAACCCACACCAUCCCAGGUGCCUCUCCCUCACCAUACAUCCCUUCCUCUGCUCAGUCUGACCCAGGCCCUGUGCCCCUGAAGACAUGGAGUUUGUGUCUGGAUACCGGGAUGAAUUCCUUGAUUUUGCUGCCCUCCUCUCUGGCUGGUUCCGCAAGUUCGUGGCAGAGCGCAGGGCUGUAGGGACCAGCCUUGAGGGUCGCUGGCGGCAGCUGGAGGCUCAGAUCAGAAGGUUGCCCCAGGACCCGGCCCUUUGGGUGCUCCACGUCUUGCCCAACCGCAGUGUGGGCAUCAGCCUGGGGCAAGGGGCAGAGCCAGGCCCUGGAUCGGGCCUGGGGGCUGCCCGGCUGCUGGGAGAUGAGCCCCCACUCCACCUGCGAGACCUAAGUCCCUAUGUCAGCUUUGUCAGCCUGGAGGAAGGGGAGGAAGGAGAGGAGGAGGAGGAGGAAGAGGAACAAGAAGAGAAUGGAGAGGAGGAGGGUGCAGGCACCAAAAAGGUAGAAACAGAGGAGGAUGGGGAGCCGGCCCCUAGCAGCAGGGAGUCCCCCAAGGAAGCCACCCCUCCAGGGGAGCCAGAGGAGGCCGAGCAGGAGGCUGGAGGUGGCGAGGAUGGCCAAGAGGACAGGGCAGAAGACGAACCAGGGCCUGAGAGGAGAAAGGGACGGAGAAGUGAUGCUGCCCCCUUGCACCUUUCCUGCCUCCUACUGGUGACGGAUGAACAUGGCACCAUCCUGGGCAUUGACCUGCUGAUGGAAGGAGCCCAGGGGAGCACAGGCAGGGGCUCAGGGCCUGAGAACCUGGCUCCUCGAGCCUAUGCUCUCCUCUGCCACAGCAUGGUCUGCCCCAUGGGCUCUGGAGACCCCCGAAAGCCCCGACAGCUUACUGUGGGAAAUGCCCAGCUGCAUCGGGAGCUGGAGAAUCUAGUCCCAAGGCUGGGAGUGAAGUUAGCCAAGACCCCGAUGCGGACGUGGGGCCCCCGGCCAGGCUUCACCUUUGCCUCCCUCCGGGCUCGAACCUGCCAUGUUUGUCAUAGGCACAGCUUUGAGGUGAAACUGACACCCUGCCCACAGUGUGGUGCUGUCUUGUACUGUGGAGAGGCUUGUCUCCGUGCGGACUGGAAGCGAUGCCCAGAUGACGUAAGCCACCGAUUUUGGUGCCCAAGGCUUGCUGCCUUCAUGGAGAGGGCUGGAGAACUGGCAACCCUGCCUUUUACCUACACUGCAGAGGUGACCAGUGAAACCUUUAACAAGGAGGCCUUCCUGGCCUCCCGCGGCCUCACUCGUGGCUACUGGACCCAGCUCAGCAUGCUGAUUCCAGGCCCUGGUGCCCCCAGGCACCCAAGGGGCAGCACACCCUCCCUCAGCCUUCUUCUCCAUGGAGAUCCUUACCAGCCUUUCCAGGGGUAUGAGCCCGCCCUGAUGCCUCCAGUGCCCCCAGAUUCACCCAGGGGCCUCUUUGGCUCGUGGCAGGAUUACUACACGUGGCGGGGCCUCAGCUUGGACUCCCCCAUGGCCGUGCUCCUCACCUACCCGCUGACUGUGUACUACGUCAUCACCCACCUGGUGCCCCAGUCCUUCCCUGAGCUCAACAUCCAGAACAAACAGUCACUGAAAAUCCACGUGGUGGAGGCUGGGAAGGAGUUUGACCUUGUCAUGGUGUUUUGGGAACUCUUGGUCUUGCUCCCCCAUGUGGCCCUGGAGCUGCAGUUUGUGGGUGAUGGCCUGCCCCCCGAAAGUGACCAGCAGCACUUUACCCUCCAGAGGGAUGGCCCUGAAGUAUCUGUCCGCCCUGGUUCUGGCGUAUCAGCACGGCUCAGCUCUGGGACUAAGGAGAAGGGGGUCCACAGAGACCUGCAGAUCAAGGUGUCUGCAAGGCCCUACCACCUGCUCCAGGGGCCCAAGCCUGACUUGGUCAUUGGCUUUAACUCUGGCUUUGGACUAAAGGACACUUGGCUGAGCUCGCUGCCCCGGUUACAGUCCCUCCGAGUGCCGGCCUUCUUCACCGAGAGCAGCGAGUAUGGCUGUGUGAUGGACGAUCAGACCAUGGCGGUGGCCACAGGAGGGGGGACCAGCCCUCCACAGCCCAACCCUUUCCGCUCCCCCUUUCGCCUCAGAGCGGCAGACAAUUGCAUGCCCUGGCGCCGAGGAGAAAAGAAACCUGGGCGGGGGUCCCGCCGGCGCAGGUGAGGGCCGAGAGAUAGCAGUCCACCCUCUUCCCCCGACACGCCUCAGAAAGGAACACGAAACAGGGGAGGCCGAGGGCGAGGCCGGUUGACGGAACACGAAAAGCUGAAUAAAAUUACUUGUUUGAAA
This is a messenger RNA of Odocoileus virginianus texanus, 2679 nucleotides long. It is a transcript of the gene ZMYND15, whose product is annotated as zinc finger MYND-type containing 15. Gene Ontology annotation, molecular function: histone deacetylase binding. The record is from RefSeq and is a predicted model, not a curated record. Gene Ontology annotation, biological process: negative regulation of DNA-templated transcription. Lineage: Eukaryota; Metazoa; Chordata; Mammalia; Artiodactyla; Cervidae.